GCUAUACACGGAGAGGGGGAGGGAGUGAACUAUAGAACUGCAGUGCAUUAUGGGAUGCGAGGAAGCUGCUGCUACAGAGCAUGAACAUGUCACAGUGCAGUGAUCCCACAUCCAGCUGCUGCUCCCAAGGUCUUCAGACCCAUGAAGAUGUCAAGGAAUAUUAUGGGAAAUACCUGAAGAAUUCAAAUGAUCUAAAAACCAAUGCAUGUGUGACCCCAUCCAAGCCGGUGCCAAAAUUUAUACGGGAUGCACUGACAGAAGUUCAUGAAGAGGUGAGCUCACGCUACUAUGGCUGUGGACUUGUGGUACCUGAGUGUUUGGAGAACUGCAGGAUUCUGGACCUGGGCAGUGGAAGCGGCAGAGACUGUUACAUGUUAAGCAAGCUGGUUGGCCCUAAGGGACACGUCACUGGUAUAGACAUGACUGAUGAGCAGGUUGAAAUCUCCAAAAAGUAUAUUGACUACCACAUGAAAAAAUUUGGUUACCAGGAACCAAAUAUUAAUUUUGUGAAUGGGUAUAUUGAAGAUCUUAAAGCUGUCGGCAUAGUUGACGAAAGUUAUGACAUCAUCAUAUCUAACUGUGUGAUCAAUCUUUCCCCUGAUAAGAAGGCUGUUCUAAGAGAAGCCUACAGAGUGCUCAAGGAUGGCGGAGAAAUGUACUUUAGUGAUGUCUAUUCUAACAAGCCAGUUCCUGAUGAACUAAAGCAGAAUAAAGUGCUUUGGGGAGAAUGUAUUAGUGGAGCCCUUUCUUGGAAGGACCUCUAUCUGAUUGCUGAAGAGAUUGGAUUUAGCCCACCACGACUAGUCACCUCCAGCUAUAUCACCGUGAACAAUAAAGAACUAGAGGAUAUUAUUGGUGACCUCAAGUUUGUCUCUGCAACAUUUCGCCUUUUUAAGCUUCCACAGAACUCUGUGAAAGAAAAGGGGAUGGUUAUUUACAAUGGAGAAAUCACAGGCUGUGAGAAUGAUAUUCAGUUUGAUGCAAACUUCACAUUCAAGGAAGGAGAAGCUACACUGGUGGAUGAAGACUUGUGGAGUAUCCUGAAGUCUUCCAGGUUUUCAUAUGAAUUUUUAUUUAAGCCCUUGGAAAAGGAAAAGUCUUCAGCACAAUGCUGUGCGGAAAAGCAAAUCAUCACGGAUCCAUUCCAGCUAGUAGAAAACCAGAACAAACAGCCUUUACCUCCUAGCUACAGCAGCUGCUGCGGACCAAAAGGAUGCUGUUAGGCACAAAUACCGGAAGAGACUGAUCCUAUAGUCAAUAUUAUUUAGUAUGAUAAUUACAAUAAACAUUUCCAGGAUAAAUUAUUGGAUGGUCUGUAGAUUAUGAAUUAGGGGCUAUACAUGCACACUAAGCCAAGAGUGCAUGGUUUUUAAAUGGAAAGAGGAAAAUAAGUCAGCUGCUUAUCUCCCAGGUGAUCAAGGGAUCCUUCAUUUCCUCAAGAGCAGCUAUGGACACCCUGUAAACAUCCCUAUUUGGCACUACAUAUGCAGAAUAUUAAUUUAGUGCAUCCCUUAAACCACGUCUUUGUGAUUUUGUAAACUUUCAGUGCAGUAGAAAUGUUUUGCCUUCACACAAUCCUACCUCUGAGCUCUUCAGGCAGCUCUUUCCACCUCAUGCUGGUUUUGCUCUGAUAUGCAUUGUCAGCUGUAAGACCUCAUAAAGACAUGACUGUGUGUUUCCAAUCAUGUCCAAUCAACUGAAUUAAAUAAAUUAAUGUAAUAAAUGUUGUAA
Messenger RNA from Hyla sarda, 1731 nucleotides. Its product is annotated as arsenite methyltransferase-like. The transcript has 11 exons. Gene Ontology annotation, cellular component: cytosol. Bases 81 to 1223 code for a protein of 380 amino acids. Gene Ontology annotation, molecular function: arsenite methyltransferase activity. NCBI's taxonomy places the organism in Eukaryota, Metazoa, Chordata, Amphibia, Anura, Hylidae. The record is from RefSeq and is a predicted model, not a curated record. Gene Ontology annotation, biological process: arsonoacetate metabolic process; toxin metabolic process.